UCGUGCGGUCACAUGGUACCAGCCAUCACUUACCAAGUGUGCGAUUUCCGCAUUCUGAGACCAUUUAGCACAUUCUAAGGUCGGUUUACCUGGCUAUCUCAGAGAAAAUGAAGGUUUUGGUGCUUUUCGCUACAUUCCUCAGCCUCUCGUUGGCAGAAGCGACUGUCUACGUGGAUGAACGGUUUUCGGACGAGGCAUGGAAGGACAGAUGGGUAGAGUCUAAGGCAAAGGGAUCUGAUGCUGGACCCUGGAAAUGGUCUGCUGGCAAGUUCUACGGUGAUGCAGACCUGGACAAAGGUAUCCAGACUGGACAGGAUGCGAGAUUCUACCACCUGACCCACAAGAUGGAGGAGUCCUUCAGCAACGAGGGGAAAACGUUAGUCCUCCAGUUCACGGUCAAGCACGAGCAGAAGAUCGACUGUGGCGGCGGCUACAUCAAGCUGCUGCCUUCAGACUUCGACCAGAAGAAGUUUGAUGGAGACUCUAAAUACCACAUCAUGUUCGGCCCCGACAUCUGUGGUCCUGGUACAAAGAAAGUUCAUGUCAUCUUCAACUAUAAGGAUAAGAAUCACCUCAUCAACAAGGACAUAAGAUGCAAGGACGAUGAGUUCACACAUCUGUACACACUGAUCGUGAAGCCCGACCAGACGUACGAGGUCAGGAUCGACAACAAGAAGGUCGAGAGCGGCAGCCUGGAGGACGACUGGAACUUCCUCCCCGCCAAGAAGAUCAAGGACCCCGACGCCAAGAAGCCUGACGACUGGGACGAGAAGGAGUACAUCGAUGAUCCUGAGGACGCCAAGCCUGAGGACUGGGACAAGCCCGAGCACAUCCCCGACCCUGAUGCCACCAAGCCUGAGGACUGGGAUGAUGAAAUGGACGGUGAAUGGGAGCCUCCCAUGAUCGAUAACCCUGAGUACAAGGGUGAGUGGAAGCCCAAACAGAUCAAGAACCCCGGGUAUGAUGGGAAAUGGAUCCACCCCGAGAUUGACAACCCAGAAUACACAGCAGACUCACUCAUCUACAGAUACGAGGACAUCGGCGCGGUCGGCUUCGACUUGUGGCAGGUAUGUCGUGCACACAUUUUUGACAACAUCCUGGUCACAGACGAUGUAGACCAAGCAGAAGAGGCGGCCAAGGAAUUGUGGGAAAAAACAAAAGAUGGAGAGAAGAAAAUGAAGGAUCAGCAGGAUGAGGAGGAGAGGCAGAAAAGAGAGGAGGAGGAAAAGGCCAGGAAAGAUGAAGAAGAUGAAGAAGAAGAAGAGGAGGAGGAAGAUGAGGAAGAGGAGGAAGAUGAGGAGGAGGCUGAGGAGGGAGAUGCUGAGGAGGAGGAAGAGGAGGAAGAUGCAUCAGAUUCCACAGCUGAAAAGGACGAGUUGUAAAUUAUAUAGAAAACAUAGUAGUAGAAAUCUAGUCGUUAAAAACCAUGAAUCAAUUGUCUUGUCUACACCCGGUAGAAUAUGUGUUCAACUUGUCCGUAUGUAAAUUCUGAACUCUGCUAUUCGUUAAGAGAAUGAUGUACCAAACUUGUUGGUAUAUAUCUGAAGACUUGUAUCUUUCCAAUUGUUGUGCAAGCCUAAUGUUCACCCCCUCCCUGUAGGAUGGUUCAGUCUUUCUUGUACUGGUAACGGGAUGUACCAUUUCAGAUUAGGAGUGGCAAGGUGCCACUUAGAGGGGAACAUGUUUCAUGAGAUGUAAAGUGUUUGAUGAUACCAGAGCUUGCACACGAGCACAGGGACGUUUGGAUUAUUUGAUUUUUAAGCAUGGAUAUGUCUGCUGCCAAAUGUGUGGAAUUCAUUUUUGUUCUACCAGUGUUUAUCCAUCACUUCUUGAUUUUAUUUCCCCAUUGCUCCCCCAUGUUUUUGUAAAAAGUAGAACAUGACACUAAGUUUUUUUGGCUUUUGUAAGUCCAUUCUACGUAAAAUAUCCCUUUUGACUGCUGCUUAAAAUGUUAACAUCUUUCCAUGGAGUCUGAUAUGUAGCUGUCACAUUUCUAACACAUGUACAGGGCACAUGUGGCUGUAUGAAAAAAAAAAAGCAAAAAAUGUUCCAUUCUGCUGACCAACUUCCGUGUCAUGAUUGUGAUAUUGAUACAUUUGUUUAGACACUGUUAGACUUUAGGUGAAGGGAAAUAGUGAUGUAUGUCAGCAGGAAUUCAGGCCAAUUUUCAAACCCAUGGCAGCUACUUGGGAGCUGUGAUCGAUAUUGCUCUGCUGACAUUGUCAUCCAUGCUGUACCCAGUGAUAGUUGUAUGUAUCUGUCCUGGUCUGGGUAGUUUCUGUGACUUUGCUGACACUGUUUUCAAUGGCAAAGUCUGAAUUGUCUUAUGUAUUUGAAAUCUGGAAACUUUCAGUCUGUAUGUUCAACAACAUAGGCACUUUUUGUAGUGACAUUUAACACUGCAUAAGGUGGGAUUGAUGGUAUGAACAAUUGAUGUUACCAUGGGAAAAUCCAGCUAUACAUUUUUUCUUCAGACAAGCCCCCUUUUGUCAUGUUCUCAGAGAGCUAAGAACCCCAAAUCACGGCCAUGCUAAACAGAAGGAAAUCCAGCUUUUUAUUUGUAUUCUGGGGGUUCUCUUAGCCUCAGUGCUUACGAGGGUUUAAACACAAACUGGUGUAAGAGAAAAUUUGUUCUUUUCACAAUAAAUAAAAAAAUUAAAAAAAGGUAA
Molecule: messenger RNA, 2669 nt
Organism: Branchiostoma floridae (Florida lancelet)
Lineage: Eukaryota; Metazoa; Chordata; Leptocardii; Amphioxiformes; Branchiostomatidae
Product: calreticulin-like
Exons: 9
Coding region: 108-1382 (424 amino acids)
Biological process (GO): protein folding
Cellular component (GO): endoplasmic reticulum; endoplasmic reticulum membrane
Molecular function (GO): calcium ion binding
Source: RefSeq, a predicted model, not a curated record